Oryza sativa Japonica Group (Japanese rice) is the source of this 2361-nucleotide messenger RNA. RefSeq lists its product as uncharacterized. Gene Ontology annotation, molecular function: GTP binding. Gene Ontology annotation, cellular component: chloroplast. The record is from RefSeq and is a predicted model, not a curated record. NCBI's taxonomy places the organism in Eukaryota, Viridiplantae, Streptophyta, Magnoliopsida, Poales, Poaceae.
CCCUCCUUAUCCCCUUCGUCUCCCGCCUCCGCUCCCCCGCGCGGCCACGGCGGCCAUGGCCACCACCUCCACCUCGUCGCUGCUGCCUCUCCUCCCCUCCAGGACCCCGACCCCGACCCCUCGCCGCCGCCUCCCGUUCGCCGCCGCCGCCGCCGCCGCAGCGGCGCCACCUCGCCCCUUCCUCGUCUCCUCCCCUCCGCCUCCGCCCGCGCCCCGCGCCCGCCUCGCCCGCCGCGCCGCAGCGGGGGGCCUGUACGGUGGUGGUGGUGGGGAGGAAGAGGGAGACGGGGAGGAUGGGGAGAUGGAGGAGGAGUAUUAUGAUGAUGGGGACGAGGAGGGGGAUUGGGAGGAUGAUGAUGCGGAGGAGGGGGAGGAGAUGGACGUCGAGGCGAUGGAGGAGGAGGCCCUCGGCGCCGUCGCCGACCUCUCCGAGCGGCUCAGCCGCGAGCUCCGCAUCGAUGACGAUGUUCGGGAUAAAAGAAGAAUCAUCAGGGAUAAGACAUCAGCAUCUAAACAUAUACCGGAUAAUCUUCUUCCAAGGGUGGCAAUAAUUGGAAGGCCCAAUGUUGGUAAAUCUGCAUUAUUCAAUCGUCUUGUUGGGGGCAACAGGGCUAUUGUUGUUGAUGAACCUGGUGUGACUAGAGAUCGUUUGUAUGGACGAUCUUACUGGGGGGAUCGAGAGUUUAUGGUUAUUGACACUGGGGGAGUGAUUACUCUAUCAAAAUCUCAAGCAGGUGUGAUGGAAGAGCUUGCUAUUACAACUACUGUUGGUAUGGAUGGGAUUCCUCUUGCCUCUAGAGAAGCUGCUAUUGCUAGGAUGCCAUCAAUGAUUGAAAAGCAAGCAGUUGCUGCUGUUGACGAAGCAGCUGUGAUACUAUUCAUCGUGGAUGGUCAGGAUGGCCUUGUGGCAGCUGAUAUAGAAAUUGCUGAUUGGUUACGUCGCAACUACUCUGACAAGCAUAUUAUACUUGCUGUAAACAAGUGCGAGUCUCCACGGAAAGGGCAAAUGCAAGCUUUAGAUUUUUGGUCAUUAGGAUUUUCUCCUCUGCCAAUAUCUGCCAUUACUGGCACUGGAACUGGAGAGCUCCUUGAUAUGGUGUGUUCAGAGCUAAGUAAUUUUGAGGAACUGGAUGGAGUUGAAGAAGAUGGAAACUAUAUUCCUGCUAUUGCCAUUGUCGGAAGACCUAAUGUCGGGAAAAGUAGUAUUCUCAAUGCUUUAGUUGGAGAAGAUAGAACUAUUGUGAGCCCUGUUAGUGGGACAACCCGUGAUGCCAUAGAUACCGAGUUCACCACAGAAGAUGGGCAGAAGUACAAACUCAUUGACACCGCUGGCAUCCGACGAAGGGCAGCAGUUGCUUCUGCUGGCAGCACAACGGAAACACUUUCAGUAAAACGUGCAUUUCGUGCAAUCCGCCGGUCUGAUGUGGUUGCCCUUGUUGUUGAAGCAAUGGCCUGCAUUACGGAGCAGGACUAUAAAAUAGCAGAAAGAAUUGAGAAAGAAGGAAAAGCAUGUGUAAUUGUUGUGAACAAAUGGGACACAAUCCCAAACAAGAACCAUCAGAGUACAACAUAUUAUGAGCAAGAUGUAAGAGAGAAGCUUCGCAUACUCGACUGGGCUCCUAUUGUUUAUUGUUCUGCAACACAUGGCAGCAGCGUUGACAAGAUAAUUUCUGCUGCUGCACUAGUUGAAAAGGAAAGGUCUAGAAGACUUGGUACGUCUAUUCUUAAUCAAGUUGUUAGAGAAGCUAUAGCAUUCAAACCACCACCACGAACAAGAGGUGGUAAAAGAGGUCGUGUUUAUUACACAACACAGGCUGCCAUUCGUCCGCCAACGUUUGUUUUCUUUGUUAACGAUGCAAAACUUUUCCCCGAGACAUUCCGUCGUUACAUGGAAAAGAAGCUUCGCUCUGAUGCUGGAUUCCCAGGAACCCCUAUUCGUUUAUUGUGGCGUAGCAGGAAGAGACCAGAUAAAAAAGGUAAAUCUGCAGACAACAGCUUGCAGAGCUCAGUAAUCCCAAGCAGAAUGGCGUUAGCCACAUGAGUUACACAUGCUUUUCCUUUCUUGAGAGCGGAAAAAGGGAGAGAAUACAGAAUGCUUUGCCUGCAUUUUUUCCCAAGAGGUCAAGACUGCCGGUAAAAAAAGAGUACAAAUUGUAUAUGUAGUGGACGAGUACUAGGACUGGAGGUCAUCUACUAGGUGUUGUGACUACAUGGUGCUAGUAUAAGUUCUGUAUCCUUGGAUGUCUAGGAUGACCAGCAAUUUGCCACGUUUGGUGUUCUGACAUUUGCUUGUGCCUUGGACGAAUACUGAAUAGUACUCUCUCCGUUUCAAUUUCAGGUUAUAAGAAGUUUUGACUUUGA